CAAAUGGAGCGCGACUUCGAGCGGGACAUCAUCCCGAUGGCCCGCGCGGAGGGCAUGGCGCUUGCGCCGUGGGACGUCCUCUCAUCCGGGCGCAUCCGGACGGACGCGGAGGAGGAGAAACGCCGGCAGACGGGCGAGAACGGACGCACUGUCUGGUCGUCGGACUGGGAGCGGACGGAGGCGGAGCGCGCGAUACGCAAGGUCCUCGAGGAGGUCGGGGAGGAGGUCGGCGCGAAGUCGAUCCAGGCCGUGGCAAUCGCGUACGUGAUGCAGAAGACGCAGUACGUGUUCCCGAUCGUCGGCGGGCGCAAGGUCGAGCACAUGCUCGCGAACAUCGCCGCGCUCGAGAUUGCCCUCUCGGACGCCCACAUCGCCAGGAUCGAGUCCGCCUCGUCUUGGAACCCUGGGUUCCCGAUGGACCUCUUCGUAUGCAGCUGUAACCCUUUAGUAGCUUUCUCAGAAGAACGGAUACACAAAAGAGUUGCGCGGGGUUGCGGCCCCAGGGCCCCGUCUAUGUGGCUCGUGAUCAAUGCAAGAAGCACGUUGAAGGCAGUGGAGCGUACCCAGUGGAGACUGGACAAAAGCCGCGUCGCCCAUUGCUUUAUUGACUAA
Molecule: messenger RNA, 612 nt
Organism: Epithele typhae
Lineage: Eukaryota; Fungi; Basidiomycota; Agaricomycetes; Polyporales; Epitheliaceae
Product: NADP-dependent oxidoreductase domain-containing protein
Exons: 3
Source: RefSeq, a predicted model, not a curated record